UCUGCUUUGCUUGUUUGUGUUCCCUGAUUGCUGUUAUAUGUAGCUUUAGCAGCUGAAGUUAGGAAUUUCUUUCUGUUUUGCUGCUCUUCCAGGAACCUGUGAAGAUCUUGUUUGCAGCCUCACCUACAGUGCAGGACUUGGGCACAGACCUUGCUGAGGAAGCUGGCUCUUAUGUCAAGUAAACCCCCAAGUCUCAAAUUCAUUAAAUAAGACCCAUAGAGAAUGAAGCCAUUAUACAGUCCUUCCUUUCAAAUACCUGCACAGGAACCGUAUGAAAAGCAGCUGUGAAAAAUCAUAAGGAGAGGAAAAAAAUGUACCAUAAAAAUAGGACAACCAUAUUUUCCAUAGACUUCAAGUCAUCUGGAGGAUGUUUAUCUGGAAACAAACAUUGCUGUGAAGGCUGGAUCUGACUGUACCAACCUCAGAAUAAGUGUUCCAGCAGGUUUCCUGUGGUGCUAUAUACUGCAACUUGCCUGAGGGUUUCCUAAUGUCUGAAAAGAGAAGAGCAGGGAGAAUGGAGGAAGAAUCCAUCAAGGGAUCUGGAUCCUUGGCCCAGGCUGAUGACCUCAAUGCAAAGCCACUGUCACAGGGGAAGAGAGACUUGGACAAAGAAUCUGUGUCAAACAUGUUCAAAACUGAUGCAGCUGGUCAGCAGUUUAACCUUGAAGCUGCAAUUAAGAAUGUUGAUAAAAUGUCCAACGAGCUGAAGAAGCUAAAUGUGGAAAGCCAACUACUGCUUUGUGACCUUAUUCUGAAUUUCAACCACCCCACGAAGGCCAAAGAUUUAAGAGAGGCUGAAGAAAAAGCCUGGAGUUUGAUGGAUUAAGUAACACCAUUUGUUUUCAUGCAUUGUCUUCUAUUAAUAGUUAUUCAGUUUAAACUGUAAAAUGCCAAAACAGUUUACUGCACUUGUAGUAGUUUCCUUUUAAUCUGGCAAUGUAGGAUUGAAAAAUGUUAUAUGUAGCAUAUUGGUUUUGAGAAAUAUUUUAAACCCAUUUUUCUCAAACUAAGUAUAUUAGGUGUUGAAAUAGUGGCAUAAUUAACUUAAAAUGUCAGGAAACUUAAGCUGGUGAUUUUCACACAUGGUUCAUUCCUUUUAAUUACUGGAAGAGUAAUAAAAGAUUUUAAAUUACUUCAA
This is a messenger RNA of Coturnix japonica (Japanese quail), 1138 nucleotides long. NCBI's taxonomy places the organism in Eukaryota, Metazoa, Chordata, Aves, Galliformes, Phasianidae. The record is from RefSeq and is a predicted model, not a curated record.